CCUCUAGACGCACUGAUGGUUUAUCAGACAGCUCAACAUCCAGACCUGGAGAAGAACCUGAGCAACCAUUUUACACAGCAGGGUGUUCCAGACGGCAUUGCUUUCUUCAGCCCGUCGGGAGUCAGGUUCAGUUUGGAAACGGUGAGGAGACUGUCAGGUGAACAACUCGUGCAGAUAAAGUUUGCGGCCAUAGGACCCACCACAGCGGAGGCCAUGGCGGCAGAGGGGCUCUCGGUCAGCUGCUCAGCAGACAAACCUACAGCUGAGCACCUCGCCGCAGGGAUAGCAAAGGCUUUACAGUGACAGACUUGACGAGACGGACCCGCAAACCAACCCGAAAAACUUGAUCCGUCCCCCAUCACGUUCUCAUUCAGUCUCUGUGAAAAAAAGGAUUGUGGUAUUGCAUUGUUUGUGAUUUAUUUAUCUCUGUGAAGUAUUUUCUAUUAGUUGUGGGGUUUUAUGUGCUAUUUUGAUCGCGGAUAACCAUCUGUAUAUUUAUUAUAUUGUCAUGUGUUGUUGUGCACCUGCACCACAGAGAUAUUGUAAGGAUUUAUGCCUAUUUGUUGACACUGAAUGUAUCAAAUCAUGCUCUUAUAAACUUGUGAAUACACUGA
Messenger RNA from Oncorhynchus gorbuscha (pink salmon), 614 nucleotides. RefSeq names its product uroporphyrinogen-III synthase-like. The transcript is spliced from 3 exons. Gene Ontology annotation, molecular function: uroporphyrinogen-III synthase activity. Lineage: Eukaryota; Metazoa; Chordata; Actinopteri; Salmoniformes; Salmonidae. Bases 16 to 303 code for a protein of 95 amino acids. The record is from RefSeq and is a predicted model, not a curated record. Gene Ontology annotation, biological process: uroporphyrinogen III biosynthetic process.